AUGGCGUGUAGUUCUGUUUUCCGAUUUUUGAUCCUGUUGACGGCUCUCGUUUGGCUUCUGGCAGCUGGUGGUACACCGCGAAAGCGGAGGGAACCUUGGACUAAUGGAAGUUGGUUCAACAUGGGUCUUUUAGAAUUCGAGGAGUGGUCCAACCAACCCGAUCUCUUCUCCGACAAGUCGCGGAUGUGCUCGAAGCUCCGCGGUCUGACGCCUGGACAGCGGCGCGUUUGCCGACGCCACAAGGAUCACAUGCCGGCUGUCGGAGCUGGUGCAAGGCAGGGUAUCACCGAGUGCCAGUAUCAGUUCAAGAGCCGAAGAUGGAACUGCACCGUGACGGGUGAUGAAACGGUUUUCGGGCCGCUAACUUUGAUCGCCUCAAGAGAAACGGCCUUUACGAACGCGAUCACCUCGGCUGGUGUUUCACUGGCGAUCUCCCGGGCGUGUAGAGAUGGCCGACUGGCGAGCUGUGGCUGCAGUCGAGCAGGCCGACCGAAAAAUCUGCAUGAAGACUGGGUUUGGGGUGGCUGUGGUGACAAUCUGCAGUAUGGAUACAAAUUUACUGAAGGGUUCGUGGAUAUAAGGGAGCGCGAGAGAAAAGUAAAAAGAGGCAGUCGGGAGCAGGGACGCCAGCUCAUGAACCGACACAACAACGAGGCUGGCAGAAGGGCUGUCAUUAAGAAGUCAAGGGUAACGUGCAAGUGCCAUGGCGUUUCUGGUUCUUGCAGCCUUAUCACUUGCUGGCAACAGCUGCCAUCAUUCAGAGAGAUUGGGGAUUACCUCAGGGACAAAUACGAAGGCGCCACAGAGGUGAAAGUGUCCAGACGAGGAAAGCUACGCCUGAACAAUCCGCAUUACAGCUUACCGACGGCUCACGAUUUGGUAUACUUAGAAGAAUCACCUAACUACUGUGUAAAAAAUGAAACGCUUGGUUCCUUAGGUACGACAGGGCGGGAAUGUAACAGAACAUCAGCUGGUAUGGACGGCUGCUCUCUGAUGUGCUGCGGCAGAGGUUAUAAUACGAAGAAGAUGGUGAUCAGAGAGCGUUUUUCCAAAACAUCACUUGUUGACAAGGGAAAAGAGGAUUCAAAUUCAAAACAUAGAAUGAAUGCCCAGAAAUUAAGUAUAAAAAAGAAGAAAUAUAAAAGGAAAACACUGAACAGUGUUCAGAAAGUAUUAGAUCAGUUAAAAAAUGAAAAUAUUUCUGGAAACAACUCGAUUAGCAGCAUAAGUUCAGGACAUAUAUCAGUUAUAGAUUUAGAUGCUACGAUAAAUUCACCAAUUAAGAGUAAUCCAAAUGUAAAUCAACAAAAUAAUAAUUCAGUAGUGAUAUGUGAUGAUGAUGAACUCAUAACAAACACAAGGCCUUGUGGAACAAUUAAUUCACAAUUAAAAUCCCCAAUCCACUGCUCAACACCACUUAGAAAAACAAGCAUUUUUAAGGAAUCACUCGGCAACAAUCUGAAUAAUAGCAAUUGCUCAACCACUCAAAAUCUUAACAAUCAAAUUGUCAACUUAACAAAGGAAAUAAAUAGAGAUUCUUAUGUAACAAUAGACUUAACAGAAGAUAGUAACAUGCUUACAAGUUGUAGCAAAAACAAUAACACUGUAAUAGAUUUAGUAAAUACAUCAGAGGGUAAAGACUUAAUGUUAACAUCUGUAAGCAACACAAGCCUGUCCGUAAGCGGAGAUUCAGAUGUUACAGUACUUAAUGUUGGACAUGGUAAAAAUCAACCGAGCAAACAAAUGCGUAAAUUUGCCAAAGGAAUAUCAAAAUUAGAUUCUAUAGAAAAAGGAAAGCUGCUCAAGUUGAUAACAGAAACCGUGUUUACCGGUUGCAAUAUUAAUAAUAAUCGAAGUAAAAUUAGCCUUGGAGUCAAGGAACAAAACAAUAUUGCAACUGAAACUGUAGAAGAUACUUAUAUAAAAGAAGUGAUACUCGGACAAGUGAAUUCAAGAAAUAGUAUUGGAAGCAACAUAUAUAACCCAGAAAGGGACAUUAAAAACCAGACUGGUCUUCGAAUGGUGGUUAUUGAUGGAAGUAAUGUAGCUAUGCAGCACAGAAUGGGCAGAGAAUUUUCAGUCAAAGGUCUAAAAAUAUGCAUAGAUUAUUUCCUUAGACGGGGACAUGUAGUGAAAGCUUUUGUACCAAGAUUCAGGUGUAAAUUUGGAAAGAGCACGGAACCAAGACUGUUGGAUAAGUUGGAGCGCCAAGGCCUUGUAGUAUAUACGCCGUCUAGGGAGAUCCAGGGCAAAAUGGUCACUUCUUAUGAUGACAGAUACAUCGUGCAGUGUGCCGCUGAGUUUGAUGGAGUCAUAGUUUCGGGCGAUAAUUACAGGGACUUGUUACUCGAGAAUCCAAGAUGGCGUUUUGUUAUAGAAAACCGUUUGUUGCAGUUCACAUGGGUGGGAGAUAUGAUUAUGUUCCCCAAGGAUCCUUUAGGGAGAAGUGGACCGACACUGGAUCAGUUUUUAAGGCAUACAUAA
Messenger RNA from Parnassius apollo (apollo), 2484 nucleotides. The record is from the annotation of a GenBank genome assembly. Lineage: Eukaryota; Metazoa; Arthropoda; Insecta; Lepidoptera; Papilionidae.